Molecule: messenger RNA, 1264 nt
Organism: Psammomys obesus (fat sand rat)
Lineage: Eukaryota; Metazoa; Chordata; Mammalia; Rodentia; Muridae
Gene: Clec2l
Product: C-type lectin domain family 2 member L
Exons: 6
Coding region: 1-672 (223 amino acids)
Source: RefSeq, a predicted model, not a curated record
AUGGAAAAGGUUGACCAGCUCAGUCUAGCUGAACUGGCUGCGCGCUUACCCUCCACGGCCGCCUUCCAGCUGGUGCUGCCCUCCUGCGCCCGCCCCGCGCCCGCUGCGCCCAGGCCGCGCUCUCCGGCCGAGGCCGAAGCCCGCGGCCCAGAGGGGCUGCUCCGGCGAUCGGGGUCAGGCUACGAGGGCAGCACCAGCUGGAAGGCGGCCUUGGAGGAUACUACCACACGUCUGCUGCUGGGGGCCAUUGCGGUCCUUCUGUUUGCCAUCCUGGUGGUCAUGAGCAUCCUGGCGUCCAAGGGCUGCAUCAAGUGUGAGACCCCCUGCCCAGAGGACUGGCUACUCUAUGGAAGGAAAUGCUACUACUUCUCGGAGGAGCCUAGAGACUGGAACACCGGAAGGCAGUACUGCCAUACCCACGAGGCGGCGCUGGCUGUGAUCCAAAGCCAGAAAGAACUGGAAUUUCUGUUCAAGUUCACGCGGAGGGAGCCGUGGAUUGGCCUGCGCAGAGUCGGGGACGACUUCCACUGGGUCAAUGGGGACCCGUUUGACCCAGACACAUUCUCGAUCUCAGGAAUGGGGGAGUGUGUCUUCGUGGAACCCACCAGGCUGGUGUCAACGGAGUGUCUGACGACCCGUCCCUGGGUGUGCAGCAAGAUGGCCUACACGUGAUGUGGGCGCAGGCCGGGGUGGCCCCUCUGCCCAGGCCCAAGGGCAGUGCCUGUUCUAAACCUGCUUCCAACAGGAGCCGCCACCCUCUCUGAAUGGAAGUAGUGGGGACAGUGGCCUCUGUCCCGACUCAGAUUCCAGAGCUCCGAGGCCCUGGUUCCUGGUCUCUCUUGUCCCCAGGCAGGUCCUGUGGCUUAGCAGUUAUAUCUCAUAUGCUAAGUAGUGUAGACAUCUUGCCCCAUACACACACAAGCACACACAUGUACACACACGCAUACAACACACACGCAAGCUCUUCUUAACAGGUCACCCUUCCUUGGCUCUGCCUGGAACCUUCCUCAGCCCUGGUGCUUUGGGGUAGAUCGGGGCUGACAUGGGUUGUAGGACUUUGGCCUAGACACCUGCCCUCCCCGGUGGCUUCUCUCAGGUUGCUGGGCGAGACGGGCAGGCACAGCUUUCUCCACACCUCGGGGAGAAGAGCCCAUGGCUGACCGCCCAUCUCUCUGUCCUCCCUGCCUUCCCAGGGUCCUCAGGCAGGACCCCUGCUGUGCUGUGGUGCUGUUGUAUUGGUCACUAAAGGAAUAAAGACAUGACU